GCGCGCACGCACGGGGGCAAGGCGCGGCCCCGCGGCAGUGCGUGCGCGCUCCCUGUCCCCCCCCCCGCCUUCCCCUCUCUCUCUCUGUCUCUCUCUCCUCCGCCGCGCUCGGUCGUUCCUUCCCCCCCUUUGUGAGGCGCUCGGAGCGGCCCGGACAUCGCUGACUCGCCAUGGCCGAAGACAAGCCCAAGGAAGGAGUGAAGACUGAAAACAAUGACCACAUUAAUCUGAAGGUGGCAGGGCAAGAUGGGUCUGUGGUGCAGUUUAAGAUUAAGAGGCAUACACCACUUAGUAAACUAAUGAAAGCCUAUUGUGAACGACAGGGGUUGUCAAUGAGGCAAAUCAGAUUCCGGUUCGAUGGGCAGCCUAUUAAUGAAUCAGACACACCUGCACAGUUGGAAAUGGAGGAUGAAGAUACAAUUGAUGUGUUCCAGCAGCAAACAGGAGGAGUUUACUAAACAAACCAACACACAAACAACCUGCUACUUUCCUCUGCAGAACUGUGCUCCCACAGGCGACACAUUCACAAUUAGACAAACGAGACUUGGUUCAGCCACAUCCUGACUACUGCAGUAGAGUUUUCUCUCUUCUCUCUCUUGAUUUUUUUUUUCCUAUUCCUUCUAUUGUACAUAAAGUAACUGGUGUAUGUGCACAGACAUAAUGCAUAUUUUUUUUAACUAAAUGGCCAAUGGUAUGUUUUGGUCAACAUUUAAUGGAGAUGGGGUGGGAAAAACAAACUGGUUCUGUGAAAAAUGCCCCUUUCUCCAUUAGUGGCAUGCUCCUUCUCCUUUUAUCUUUAUAUUCCAGUAAGUUAUUUUGCUCUCACUGUUUAAAAUACCAACAAAAGAACCUUGCAUACCUUGUUUGAUUGGAUAAUUUCAAUGUUUUUUCUUUUAUCGUUGUAAAACCAAGGACAAUUUUAUAACUUUUUUGUACGUAGCUGUUACAUGUAGAGCAAUCUCUGUCUAAGUAGGGUUAAAUUACUCUAAAAAACAAAAAAGGAAAAAAAAAUCUUAGAUAGUUUUCCCUUCAAGUAAAGCGUCUUGUUGUUUAAAUAAACUUCUUGUUUAAAAUAA
Molecule: messenger RNA, 1076 nt
Organism: Melopsittacus undulatus (budgerigar)
Lineage: Eukaryota; Metazoa; Chordata; Aves; Psittaciformes; Psittaculidae
Gene: SUMO2
Product: small ubiquitin like modifier 2
Exons: 4
Coding region: 171-458 (95 amino acids)
Biological process (GO): protein sumoylation
Cellular component (GO): nucleus
Molecular function (GO): ubiquitin-like protein ligase binding; protein tag activity
Source: RefSeq, a predicted model, not a curated record